Phanerochaete carnosa HHB-10118-sp is the source of this 328-nucleotide messenger RNA. RefSeq lists its product as uncharacterized. Bases 20 to 328 code for a protein of 102 amino acids. The transcript is spliced from 2 exons. NCBI's taxonomy places the organism in Eukaryota, Fungi, Basidiomycota, Agaricomycetes, Polyporales, Phanerochaetaceae. The record is from RefSeq and is a predicted model, not a curated record.
ACUAAUUGCUUCGCCCCAGAUGUACUGCAACGUCUUUGCUCUCGUCCUCGCCGCCGCAUCCAUCGCAGGCGCGAGCCCCGCGCUUGAGGCACGCCAGACUCCGCCUACUUGCGCGGCGACGGUCUGCUCAUUCACGGGCACCCUGACGCUGCCGGGCGGCCUCACCCUCCCCAACAUCACGCUCAACCCCGACGAGGCCUGCGUGGGUUGCGCGGACACCGCGUGCUUGCCGCUCAACGCGACUCACCUCGACACACUCGGGGGUGGCUUCGAGGGUGACAUCUCGACGUGCCAGACCACCGCGGCGCCCGCUGCGUCGGCGGCUUGA